ACUGGUUUACUGGUCUGUGCUAACACUAACACUAACACGUAUAAAUUCUCAGUUGUUUACUGCCAUUUAUCAAGCUAAAUUUAACUUCGGUUACCCCGGAAGAAAUUCAGUAAUUCUUUAAAUGGCUACGAAAUUUCGGCCUAGUGAUGGCGAUUGGACUUGUCCUGAUGAAAGCUGUGGAAAUGUCAACUUUGCUAGACGAAGUGCCUGCAAUCGUUGUGGGAAAGCCAAAGAAGAUGACAAAGCAAAAGCUAAGAAGCUUGGCAUGGAAAUCGGGAAAGAUGCAGCAGAGAAGAGCAAGGGCCUUUUUAGUGCAGAUGAUUGGAUGUGUACAAAAUGUGGAAAUGUAAACUGGGCCAGAAGAGGAACUUGCAAUGUAUGCAAUGCCCCAAGGUUUGGAGAAGUGGAAGAACGAACAGGUUAUGGAGGAGGCUACAAUGAACGUGGAACAGUAGAGUAUAAAGAAAGAGAAGAGUCAGAUGAUGAAUUUGAUGAAUUCGGACGUAUCAAGAAAAAGUUCAGGAAAAAUGAUGUGAACUCUGAUGAGUUACCUUCAACAUCACGUGAACCAAAAACAUUAGACGACGAGGAGGAGGAUGAGGAAGAAGAUGAUGAUGAUGGAGAUUUAUCAAAAUACGAUCUUAGUGGUUGGGGUGACGAAAGUAACGAGAAUCCCGAAGAAAAGAAAUCAUCACCUGUCAACGAUGCUCCAGUAAAAUCAGAAAAUGGCAGCAAAUCCAGCGGAAUCCAGGUCUCCCGGUCGUUCCAGGUCGUCUUCUCGUGAUCGAUCCGGUUCUAGGUCAAGGUAACACCCGGUAGCGACAAUUUGGCUAUCGGGCAAACAACUUUUGUUUUUCUGUUGAUUCCAAAACACCUCCAAAAUUAUUUUUGAACGGCUAAACUAUCAUUCUUGUCAAUGUGGUUGAGGUAACCGCUUGUAAGGUCCGUAUCUAGUUCGAACCCAAACGGUUAUUCGAAACAAUUGUCCACACACGUGUUUUUUUUAUCGACCGAAAUUUUGAGAUUACGUAGAAAUUUCUCCACUUUAGCAGGAGCAGAAGGUCAGAUAAACGCAGUGAUCGCCGCCGACGCCGUUCAAGAUCUUCAAGCGACCGUUCUAGAAGCCGUUCUCGGUCCAGGUUUGGUUUGCCAAUCAAGGGCUUUCAUUUUUAGUUGCUUCACAAACAGAACAAUCGUCAAACAUGUUGAUUAACUAUUGCGAAUAUUGAGACAAGUUCCUCUUCUUGUAUACUAGGUCUCGUUCUAGAAGCCGCAGACGUCGCUAAACUUCUUCAACUUUACUCAAAAGCAAUUUGAGUUGAUGAUCAACUGCAUCGCUUGCAAAAUUACCCUUUUACACCCAUAAUAGAUUUUGAUAGUAACAUUAUCUUCACCUUUUCCUGCAAUUUAUUUUCUCAUGGCAGAAAAAUAAACAAUUACUUCCAAA
This is a messenger RNA of Daphnia pulex (common water flea), 1447 nucleotides long. RefSeq names its product zinc finger Ran-binding domain-containing protein 2-like. The record is from RefSeq and is a predicted model, not a curated record. Bases 122 to 784 code for a protein of 220 amino acids. Gene Ontology annotation, molecular function: RNA binding; lipopolysaccharide binding. NCBI's taxonomy places the organism in Eukaryota, Metazoa, Arthropoda, Branchiopoda, Diplostraca, Daphniidae. The transcript is spliced from 7 exons. Gene Ontology annotation, biological process: RNA processing.